Cajanus cajan (pigeon pea) is the source of this 2138-nucleotide messenger RNA. RefSeq names its product LEAF RUST 10 DISEASE-RESISTANCE LOCUS RECEPTOR-LIKE PROTEIN KINASE-like 1.1. Gene Ontology annotation, biological process: protein phosphorylation. The record is from RefSeq and is a predicted model, not a curated record. Lineage: Eukaryota; Viridiplantae; Streptophyta; Magnoliopsida; Fabales; Fabaceae. Gene Ontology annotation, molecular function: protein kinase activity; ATP binding.
GUUGGCAACAGAUUGCGAAAAUAUAAUGAUUUGAUGGUUGUGUUAGUGGCAGCUGGAAAUGUGUGGCGUUAAUGAAGUCCUUUUGAUUUGUUGUUUGUGGGUGGUGAUUGUGUUGGGUGGGAAUGCAAAUGGGCAUGAACAUGAGUAUGAUGAUUGUCCAGAGUCAUUUGAUUGCGGAAGUUUGGGAAAAAUUUCCUUCCCUUUCAGCAGCGUAGAAAGGCAGAAGUGUGGUGUUUUGGCAAUCCAUGGGUGCAGUGAUGUUAAGCAAAGUGUCCAGUUGAAGAAUGGAGGAAAACAUUUCAAAGUUACACGAGUUAAUUCUUAUAGUCAGUGGCGGCGGACUAGUAUUUCCAUGAUCGACGAGGAUUUUUUGAAGCUUGUGCAAAAUGAUAGUUGUGAGGCCCUCAGCUAUAAUAUUAGCGUCCCUCCCUCCUCUCCUUUGGGUUAUUUUGAUGUGAAAAACAAUGUAACAGUCUUCGAAUGCAGCAAGCAGAAGAAAGUGAAGGAUACAGAUAAUUUCAUCAAGUAUACCACAUGUUCCUCUGAUUUUUACUUUGCCUCUUCCUACUCUCCUCACCCCUCUCUGCGCUCUUUAAACUCCUCAUGUUCUAUUUUUCAACUUCCCGUCAUACAAGAUUCCCAGUUCAACAAAAAUCCUUUUGGAUUUCUGACUGCUGAAAUUACCUUUGACUUCCACUUUUCACUUGCCUGUGAUCAGUGUCGAACCAACCAAGGAGGCCAUUGUCGAUCUGACAGCAAGGGAAAUAUUUAUUGUACCCGGAGGAGGAAAGGUAGAGUUUCGACCACUCGGAAGCUAGGAUUGAUGCUAGGCAUCGGUGUUGGACCAUGGAUCAUAUUUGGAUUGAUCCUCACGUUACGGCACUACAAACGGAAAUAUGGUUCCGAACGCGUUCAACUCCAAUUGAGCAACACUUCUGCUGAUCCCUACCCAAAUCGUGACACAGAGAGUGACAGGAUCUUCUUUGGGGUACCCGUCUUUUCUUAUAAGGAACUUCAAGAAGCAACAAACAAUUUUGAUCAUACUAGAAAGCUAGGAGAUGGAGGCUUUGGCACUGUUUACUAUGGCACACUAAGAGAUGGAAGAGAAGUAGCAAUCAAGCAUCUAUUUGAGCACAAUUACAGGAGAGUGGAACAGUUCAUGAAUGAAAUUGAGAUCCUCACUCGGCUACGCCACAGAAACCUUGUGUCCCUCUAUGGCUGCACUUCACGACACGGCCACGAGCUAUUGCUUGUGUAUGAAUACAUUCCAAAUGGCACAGUUGGUAGCCAUGUCCAUGGUGAUUUAGCAAGGGUUGGUCUGUUGACAUGGUCUAUUCGAAUGCAAAUUGCCAUAGAAACUGCUACUGCAUUGGCUUAUCUGCAUGCCUCCAACAUCAUCCACCGUGAUGUGAAAACCAACAACAUUCUACUUGACAUUAAUUUUUCGGUUAAGGUAGCAGAUUUUGGUCUUUCAAGAUUGCUCCCCAACGACGUAAGUCAUGUCUCCACAGCUCCACAAGGCUCUCCGGGGUAUCUUGACCCUGAAUAUUUCCAAUGCUACAGACUCACUGACAAGAGUGAUGUGUAUAGCUUUGGGGUUGUGCUCAUGGAGUUGAUAUCAUCUAUGCCAGCGGUUGAUGCAGCCAGAGAACGAGAUGAAGUUAACUUGACAAAUCUUGCCAUGAAAAAGAUUCGAAAGGGAAAGCUUGGUGAGCUUGUAGACCCUUCCUUGGGGUUUGAGUCAGACCAACAAGUUAGAAGGAUGAUGACUUCAGUGGCAGAAUUGGCUUUUCGGUGCGUGCAAGGACACGUUGUAUUAAGGCCUUCUAUGGAUGAAGUUCUGGAAACACUCAAGAUAAUUCAAAGUGGGAAAUAUGACUCUCAGCCUGCGCAUCAACAGAAACAAGGUGAUGGUGGUUUUAUCUUUUCGACUUCCACUUCAAUUGAAGAAGUACAUGCAUCUGUUGGAAUUUUUAACGAUCAGAAGCUAGCAGACUCACCAAAUUCCUUCACUCAGAAUAGGGAAAGUGAAUCCAACACGCCCAAUGUUAGUGGUUAAGCACUUUUUGUCUAAUAAUAACACUAGUUUUUCACUUUUUGCUAUAAAAAAAAAAAAAAAAAAAAAAAAAAAAAAAAAA